Messenger RNA from Plasmodium relictum, 3216 nucleotides. RefSeq names its product V-type K+-independent H+-translocating inorganic pyrophosphatase, putative (gene VP2). The transcript has 2 exons. Gene Ontology annotation, molecular function: inorganic diphosphate phosphatase activity; diphosphate hydrolysis-driven proton transmembrane transporter activity. Gene Ontology annotation, biological process: proton transmembrane transport. The record is from RefSeq and is a predicted model, not a curated record. The coding region runs from base 1 to 3216 and encodes 1071 amino acids. Lineage: Eukaryota; Apicomplexa; Aconoidasida; Haemosporida; Plasmodiidae. Gene Ontology annotation, cellular component: membrane.
AUGCUUCCUAUACAUGAAAAUGAUUCAAAAAUUAAAAAUAAUGUGAAUUUAAUUUAUGGUAAAAAUGUAAAGAAUAUUUUUGAAAACAAUGACUUUAAAAAAGUAAAAAGAAAAGGUAAAAAAUUAAAUGAAAGAAAAGGAAAAUUAAAAAUAAUUAAGUAUUUAAAAUUAUAUAUAAAUAGAACAGCAAAGCAGCGGAUAAUAAUUAACUUAGUUGUCUUAUUAUUAUUUUUAUUAAUAAUAUAUAUUUCUUACAAAAGUAUUGAUAAUUUAAAAACGAUCCUUUUAAUUACCUUAACACUCUAUAGUUUAUAUUUUUUAUUAUACUCAUUAUAUAUCCUGAGCACAAUUUUAAAUGAUGAGUAUGAAACAUAUAAUACUCUAAAAAAAGAUGAUGUAGUAAAUAAUGUUUUGAGUGAAAAUGAAUUAAGUAUUUUAAAUAAUAAUAAUAAAAGUAAAAUAACAAAUUCACAGUUAAAUAACAGACAAAAUAACAAUUUCAUUAAUGGUUCUAAUUUGAAUAAUAAUCUCUUGAAAAACAAUACUUUUCAUACUAAUGAAAGCGAAUAUAUAAGUACAUCGUUACCCUCUUUUCAUAUUCGUAGUUUAAAUUACGAAUCUAAUACACAACAUAAUAGCAAUAAUGAACCAGAAUUAUCAACUAAAAAUUACGGAAAAGGAAAUAGUGAAAUGACAGCAUCAUUUUAUAAUGAGGAAAAAACAAGCAUAUAUAAAGGAGAGGUGCAUAAUAAUAUAAUAAAUAACACAAAUGUGAUUAAUAAUAAUUGGAAUAAUAUAUUAAAAAGUAAUAAAAAAGUUGAUAUCAAUUUGAUGGAUAAUCAACUCAAUGAUAGCGAAACAAUUAAUAAUGAAAUGGUUACUAAUGAAGGAUAUGAAAUCUUUUCUUUUGAGAGCAUAGCAAAACCAAUAAAAGAAGGUUCUGAGGGAUUUUUUGCAGUGCAAUAUAAUUCUAUAUUAAAAAUAUCUAUAUUAUUUACUGUAUGUAUAUUUUUAUUGUAUAUAUUACGUGGAGAUUAUACGAAAUUACCUCAAGAAAUUAAAAAUAAUACGAAUGUAAAUGAUGCUUUUAUUAUUAUAUCUCCAUUUACUUACGGUAUUAUAACAGCUAUAUCAUUUUUGCUAGGUGCUAUUUGCAGUUCUAUAGCAGGAUAUAAUGGUAUUUAUGUAGCAGUUCGAGCCAAUGUAAAGGUAGCUAAAGCUGCUACUUAUUCAUAUAAUAAAGCAUUGGUUACCUGUUUUAGAAGCGGUGCAGUAAGUGCAAUUGUAAAUGUUGCAUUAGCUAUUUUGGGGAUUUGUUUAUUAUUGUUAUUAGUAAAUUUUCUGUAUCCAACUUUAUCUUUUUGUAAAUAUCCACUAUUAAUUGUUGGAUAUGGUUUUGGUGCUUCUUUAGUUGCUAUGCUAUAUCAAUUAGCUGGUGGCAUUUAUACAAAGGCAGCUGAUAUAGGUGCCGAUUUAGUGGGAAAAAUUGAAAAACAUAUACCCGAGGACGAUGCAAGAAAUCCUGCAGUUAUAGCUGAUUUAGUAGGAGACAAUGUAGGAGAUUGUGCAGGUCAAUGUGCAGAUUUAUUUGAAUCUAUAUCUGCUGAAAUAAUUGCAUCUAUGAUUUUAGGAGGUACUUUAUCAGAAAAUGGCGUUAUUUCUGAAAAUAGUGCGAGUUAUUUUGUUUUAUUCCCAUUAUUCGUUCAUUCAAUGGAUUUAUUAAUUUCUACUAUUGGAGUAUAUUUAGUAUAUGUUAACAAUGGCACAUAUCAAGAUAAUCAACAACAAACAAGCAAAAAAAGAGAAAAAAAAGAGGAAAAUUAUUUUAACAAUAUUAAUUCAAAUAUAUAUUUAGAAUCUACUGUGACAUUAAAUAAUACUAAUAAAGAAAGAGAUAUAAUGAGUGAAAAUUAUGAACAAAGCAUUACAUCGGAAACUUUAGAAAAUCCUUUGAAAGCUAUGCUAAAAGCUUACUUUUUUACUUGUCUUCUCGGAGUUACUGGAUUUUCGUUUUUAUGUAAAAUGCUUUUUUCUAAUGAUAAACAUAGUUAUCAGUGGAUAUAUUUUUCCUUAUGUGGUUUAAUUGGGAUGAUAUGCUCAUAUUUAUUUGUUAUUCUGACUAGGUAUUAUACAGAUUAUUCUUAUCCCAAAGUAAAAAAAAUAGCUCAUGCGUCUUUGAGUGGUCCUGCUACUAAUAUAAUCGCAGGUUUAUAUGUUGGACUGGAAUCAACUUUUUUUCCUAUUAUAGUCAUAUGUAUAUCUUUAUUGUUAUCAUAUUACUUAGGAUUAAAAAGUAAUAUAACAUCUGAUAAUAGUGUAAUAAAUGGAUUAUAUGGAACUUCUGUUGCAACUAUGGGUAUGCUAUCAACAGCUGUUUUUAUUUUAAGUAUGUCUAAUUUUGGACCAAUUGCGGAUAAUGCAGGAGGAAUAGUAGAAAUGUCUAAGCAACCAGAAUAUGUACGUGUCAUAACAGAUAAGUUAGAUGCUGUUGGUAAUGUAACCAAAGCUAAUACAAAAGGAUUUAGUGUAGGUUCUGCUGCUUUGGCAUGUUUUCUUCUUUUUUCCGCUUUUCUUAGUGAAGUAUCAGUUCAUUCUAAGACUCCUUUUUCAACAGUUGAUAUUGCAAUACCAGAAGUUUUUAUUGGUGGUAUUUUAGGAUCAGUUGUUGUAUUUUUGUUUGCUGGGUGGUCCUUAGAUGCAGUAGGGAAAACUGCUGAAGAAGUUUUAAAAGAAGUUAGAAGACAAUUUAAUGAUCAUCCAGGUAUUUUAACUUAUCAUGAAAAACCAGAUUAUCAUAGAUGCGUAGCAAUAAUUAGUAAGAGAGCAUUAAUAGAAACAGUUAAGCCUGGGCUCUUAGGUAUUUUUUCUCCCUUAAUUGUUGGCCUAAUAUUUAAAUAUUUAGGUAUUUUACAAAAUAACCAAUUGUUAGGUGCACAAGUUAUUGCUUCUUUUAUCAUGUUUUCUACUUCUACUGGUAUACUCAUGGCUCUUUUUUUGAACAAUGCUGGUGGAGCAUGGGACAAUGCUAAAAAAUAUAUUGAAUCAGGUUUUUAUGGUGGAAAAAAUAGUCCAGCACAUGUAUCAAGUGUUAUUGGAGAUACAGUUGGUGAUCCAUGCAAAGACACAGCUGGUCCUUCAAUACAUGUUCUUAUCAAACUUAUAUCAACUAUUACUAUGGUGAUAACUCCAUUAUUAGCAUCUACUACAGGAGAGUAG